CGUGACAACUUCGAUAAAUUUUGUUGACAGUCGUGGAAUAAGGCAAAAUAUGGCUGGUCCAAUAAUGGAUGCAUCAGUCUUAACAUACGAGGGUAUUUCAAUUGUACCUACUGAAAGUUAUCUUGACUUCACAGAGCCUGCCUGGGUUUUGGGAAAACACUUCUUGCUUGAAGAUGAUUUGGAUCAGUUUAAUGAAGAAGUUCGCUCACUACUAUGGUUUACCUACCGCAAGAACUUCAAGCCUAUUGGUGGUACAGGCCCAACGUCAGAUGCAGGGUGGGGUUGCAUGCUAAGGUGUGGCCAAAUGAUGCUGGCACAAGCCAUGACUCUAAGGCAUCUUGGAAGAAAAUGGAAAUGGAAACCAAAAAUGACAGAUUCAACCUAUAUGAUGAUAUUGAAAUCAUUCCUGGAGAAGAAAGACAGCUUGUAUUCCAUUCACCAGAUUGCUCAGAUGGGUGUAAGCGAAGGCAAACAAAUCGGACAAUGGUUUGGCCCAAAUACAGUCUCGCAAGUUAUAAAAAAGCUUAUAAUGUUUGAUGAUUGGAGUAAUUUGGCAGUUCACGUUGCAAUGGAUAAUACACUUGUAAUCGAGGACAUAAAAAAGUUAUGCAAAUCAUCCUACAGUUCGUGGGAGUGCUAUGGCGCCUGCACAUCGGCAAAGGAAGGUGGAUCGACUGCUGGUGCCGUGAUCCCAAACGAGCAAUGCUCUUGCGGCAAGUCGGUGAUUGACAGAUCAGGGAAUCCCCGUAGGUCUGUUAACAAAAUGGGACCAUACAAAAGGACUCAAUCAUUUGGACUAAACACAUCUUCUUGGCGUCCAUUGAUAUUAUUUAUACCAUUGAGACUUGGACUGAGCGAGACAAAUUCAGCUUAUUAUUCUGCACUAAAGGCAUGUUUAACGAUUAAAGAAUCAUUGGGUUUCAUUGGCGGAAAGCCGAAUCACGCUUAUUAUUUCAUUGGCUUCAAUGCUCAUCGGUUGAUUUAUUUGGAUCCACACACAACACAGCCAACCAUAAGUCCUGCAAAAUACAGUGCGAUUCCUGACGAGUCCUAUCAUUGUGUCUACCCUUGUUUCAUGAACUUUGCAGAAUUGGAUCCUUCCAUUGCACUGGGAUUUUAUUGUCACACUGAAGCUGAAUUCGACGAUCUCUGUGAUGCAAUUACCCAGCUUAUAAUCGAUGGACAGAAACGACCAAUGUUCGAAAUAUCCAUCAAGAGGCCGGCACACUGGCCUCCUUUCGAGCUGCCAAAAAGACCAUGCGAUGAUCUGGAUUGUGCACGUGCAGAUUUCACAGAACUGACCUUCGAUUACGGAGAAGAUGAUCGAACGUUUGACACUGAUGGUGAAUAUGAAAUAAUUUGAGAAAAUAAGAUCAAAGAAUUUCCUUACUUGAGUAUUGUACUUUUGCAUUAUUGUAACGAUAUACAUUUGAAGUCAUUUUCAAUGUUCGUGUAUUAUUGAAUUUUGAAGUUAACUUAAAAUAUGAUAACGUUUUUACUAGUAUUGUAUUAAUAAAGAAUUCACGAUAAAACAAAGAAGAGCUCUGUAAUUUGGAGUAACAUUUGACGACAAAAACAUAAUCAAUGCCAUAUUUAGUAACAGUAUGGCUUGUUAUUGUUGUCAUUAAACAGGAAUAGAAAACUCUUCGAAGUCUGUAGCAUUGUUAUGGUAUUUUAUUAUGGUAUUUAAAACCUAAAAGCUUUUUAGUCUUUGCUUUCGAUUUUAAUGUAACCGGUGGGCCAUGAAAUAUGACAACACAGUAACAAUCAUUCAGCGAUGACGUAAUUUCGUUUCAAUUAUGUUGUUUAAUACAAGAGAAAGAGAUAAAGAGUGAUAGUGAGAGUGAAACGAGGUUUUCAAGUUGAUCUUGUAUGUUAAAGCAAGAAAAAUUAAUUGCAUCAUCGCGGGGUGGGGAAGCUACCGCAUCCUCUGGUCAAACUACUGGAAAAACUACAAAGUUAUUAAUUAUGAGAAAUACCACAUUGUUAAUACUCAGUAACUACUUAAUUUAAUUAUAUGAUUUUUUUGUAUAAUCUCAAAUUAUAAUGUAACGAUUGUUUAUACUGUUAAAAGCUUUCUUGCAAUGUUCAUUUAGUUGUUGAAUAAUGUUUGCUUGAGUUGCUUGUUGUUUACAAGAUUACCACAAGUCAACGUUUUCGAAAACAUUUUUUUUGGUUAAAUUUGUCGUGUAAGCAGAUAAAUUCUUAACCGCAAGUCCAAAG
This is a messenger RNA of Rhopilema esculentum, 2223 nucleotides long. NCBI's taxonomy places the organism in Eukaryota, Metazoa, Cnidaria, Scyphozoa, Rhizostomeae, Rhizostomatidae. The record is from RefSeq and is a predicted model, not a curated record.